Molecule: messenger RNA, 1245 nt
Organism: Symbiodinium necroappetens
Lineage: Eukaryota; Dinophyceae; Suessiales; Symbiodiniaceae
Source: the annotation of a GenBank genome assembly
AUGGACCCCAAGGAUCUCAUUGUUGACAGCUUGACCUUCCGCAUCCGUGUCCAGCCAAGGCUGAAGGUUCUCCCAGGUGAAAGCCCGGAUGCCCCGCCGACCAUGGAGGUGCGCUUGCAACUCUUUUUGGAGCUCCGCCCUGUCUUCCGUACCCCCGGGCCGAAGCCAACCACGAUGACCACGACAGCGAAGCCAUAUGACCGCCGACGCCGUGGUCACUUUGAUCCCGCACCGCCUGAGGUUGAGAGGUGGUGCACAAUACAUCUUGUCCGAGUUGCUUGCGGUGUCUGGCUAAGAGUCCUCGUCAAUCCAUUGUGGACCUGCGUCAGAUGCUGUAAACGAGUGCCCCGUUGCGGACCCUGCACCUUCCAGUGUCCUCCUGGCGAGCUCAGCGAGCUGGAGUGGUUUGCAGAGUCACCUAAGUGGCCUGAGAACUUGACCAUUCCUGCAGGAUUUCUUUUUGACACCCCUGACUUGCGCAAAUUGCUCUCCACAGCCGAGAGGCAGCGAGUGCAAGACUUCGAGGAGACCGUGGAUGAGGAGACUGUGCCCCCAGAAAAUGUGUCGGUCACCGACGGCGACUGCCCCGUGCCUUUUGCGAUCGGCGGCGGUUGCAAAUGCACGAGGGGCUGCUCUCCGCUGCCCUACUUGAACUCAGACUUCACAUCGGACACGAGCCUUUCCUGCGAGGGGCAACGGCCCCCACCUUACGGCCCGGUGGCCCUUCACAAGACGAUAUGUGGGCCUAGGAGGGUUCAUAAGGAGUUCGCACUGGGCAAGACAACGCAGCUCGACGGAAUCUACGCGAGGUGCAAGGUGGGAACGUUGAUAGGUGGUGCUUGCAGUAAGUUUCUGCCAUAUGAUGGCGCCGAGAUCCUAGCUGCGUUUCCUGAAGAUCGGAACAUGUUCCGAUGCCUCGGAACUGGUGAGUGGAGUGAGGAGCCAGUCCACGAGACAGUGGCCCGUGCAUGGUGUUUGGAGCUUGAGGGGAAUGAGAAGGUCAUCAUGGUCAGGAGGGAAGGUCGUGACAAUGCUUCUGCCCAAUGUCCUGAUGGUUAUCAGGUUGUGGGAGGGGGGUGCACCUUUAUCGAGGGGACGGAGUUCACGCUUCGUGAGUCCUACCCAACAUCCCAGAAUACAUGGGAGUGCGUCUUUGACUCGACACGGUCCUGUGGCGAAGGAAGUCCGGUGUGUUUGCGCAGUGAGGCUCGCGCUAUGUGCCUGGGCAUUGCAAGUGUACAGUAA